This is a messenger RNA of Kwoniella botswanensis, 1272 nucleotides long. RefSeq lists its product as uncharacterized. The record is from RefSeq and is a predicted model, not a curated record. The transcript has 8 exons. Bases 1 to 1272 code for a protein of 423 amino acids. Gene Ontology annotation, molecular function: transaminase activity; pyridoxal phosphate binding. NCBI's taxonomy places the organism in Eukaryota, Fungi, Basidiomycota, Tremellomycetes, Tremellales, Cryptococcaceae.
AUGACCACUACAACUCUGUCCCAGGCCUUAUCAGCUGCUCGAAGAUCCUAUGCCUCCAAGAAUCCCAACUCUCUCAAAGCUUAUCAACAGGCUACCGAGUCAUUACCGGGCGGAGGGACCAGAUCGUCAAUAUUCAUUCACCCUUUUCCGCUAUUCAUUGAACGUGGGGAAGGAAGUGAGAUCAUUGAUGUGGAUGGUCAUAAAUAUUUGGAUUUUGUAUCUGAUUUCACGAGUGGGAUAUACGGCAAGACCAACCCUGUGUUGAAGAAAGCUAUAAUCGAGGGGCUAGAUAAUGGAUUACAGCUAGGAGCUCACACCCUUCCCGAAUCCUCACUCUCUUCGGUCCUGUGUUCCAGAUUCCCGUCCAUGGACUUGAUCCGAUUCGCGAACUCCGGAACAGAAGCGAACAUACUGGCAAUUUCAACCGGUUUGCAUUAUACUGGAAGAAAGAAAGUCGUCGUGUUUGAAGGAGGUUAUCAUGGGAGUGUGUUAUCCCAUUUUGGAGAAGAUGGAGGAGAUCUCAAAGUACCUUAUGAUUUCGUGGUUUGUCCAUAUAAUGAUAUCACCGGGACGAACUCGAUAAUAAGGAAGUAUGCCGAAGAGAUUGGAGUGAUAAUUGUUGAACCUAUGUUGGGUGCAGGAGGAUGUAUCCCAGGCAAUCCAGAGUUCUUACAAUCCCUUCGUGAUCUAUCUACCGAGAUAGGAGCAGUAUUGGUAUUUGAUGAAGUUCAGACUGCCAGAUUGUCUAUAGGAGGUAGACAGAAGAUAUUAGGGGUAACUCCAGAUAUGACUACACUAGGGAAAUUCUUCGGAGGCGGAUUUGCAUUUGGUGCUUUUGGGGGUAAAAAGGAGAUUAUGAGUUUAUUCGAUGCCCGACAACCCAAUUCCAUCUCUCAUGGAGGGACAUUCAAUAAUUCCCCUUUGACGAUGAUAGCUGGUUUGACGGCUGUUCAACAUAUUUUGACUGAAGAGAAUCUAAGUAAACUUAAUGAAUUGGGUCACAGUUUGAGAGAGAAUCUGAAUAAGGUAUUCGAUAAUGAGGAAUUACCAUUCGAGAUGACAGGUCUAGGAUCGAUUAACCAACUUCACUAUACCUCUCCCAGUCAGAAACGAGAAGGUUUAGAUCUAUUCUUUUUUCACCUGUUGGAUAGGGGAUACUGGAUCGCUCAGCGGGGUUUGGUAUCUUUGAAUUUUGCAAUGACCGAAAGCGAAGUAAAAGGGUUCAAGGAUGCUGUGAUCGAGGCUGCUAGAGAAGUGAAGAGUAGUACAUAG